Molecule: messenger RNA, 3982 nt
Organism: Oryzias latipes (Japanese medaka)
Lineage: Eukaryota; Metazoa; Chordata; Actinopteri; Beloniformes; Adrianichthyidae
Gene: tbx15
Product: T-box transcription factor 15
Biological process (GO): positive regulation of DNA-templated transcription; cell fate specification; regulation of transcription by RNA polymerase II
Cellular component (GO): nucleus; chromatin
Molecular function (GO): DNA-binding transcription factor activity, RNA polymerase II-specific; RNA polymerase II cis-regulatory region sequence-specific DNA binding
Source: RefSeq, a predicted model, not a curated record
ACAGAAAGUGUUGUUGUGAGCGCAGCUGCUUUGUGUGCACGAGCCUCCGGAUGGAGCGCGUCCAUCAGGCCGCUGCAGUCACUUUGGUGCUGCUCCUCCAGAACUCCCAUCUCCUCUCCGCUGCUAUUGGACGGAGGACUUCAUGCGGCUCUGUUUUCUGACUCCUCAUUGGAACAGCACUUUUGACAUGAAGGAAGGACGUCCAGCCCCUCGCGCCAGACAGAAAGGGGGAAAAAAACUCCCCCAGAAGUGAGUAUCAAUCAGACACAAGUUCGGGGGACAGAAAAGGCAAAAGGAGAAGAGGCUUUGACGCGGGGCGUAAAGCGGCAGACGGCAUCCACAGCGUUCCCCGUCAGGACUCGAUCCCUGCAGGAUGACACAGACACAACUUUGACUCCUCGUUUUUUAGUCACUUUGGAUUAUUUCUGGGCAUUUGGCGAGUUGGCGCCCCGCUGUAAACACUGACGUGUGCGCCUUUUACUGCUGUGCUUCGCUGCGUCGGACGAACGGAGAGGCUUUUUCUUGCCCCCAUCGGGUGGAUUUGAGAGAGAUGAGUGAGAGGAGGCGAUCUGCCGCAGCUCUGAGCUCGAGAGCCCACGCGUUUUCCGUAGAAGCCCUGAUCGGCUCCAACAAGAAGAGGAAGCUCCGGGGCUGGGAGGAGAAGGAGCUGGAGCUGUCCAUGGAGAGCCUGGCCACGGACGGAGAGGACGCGGCGCACUGUCUGGACAUGGACCCGGCAGACUCGGAGGCGAGUCCGGGCUCGGACGGAGAGGGUCUCGCCGAGAGGACGUCGUGCUCCUUCGGCUCACCCGCCGAUCUGGUCCCCGGCCCCUGUGACGCCUCUCCGCCUUUCUCCAUGGAGGAGAUCCAGGUGGAGCUGCAGUGCGCGGAUCUGUGGAAGCGCUUCCACGACAUCGGCACGGAGAUGAUCAUCACCAAAGCGGGCAGGAGGAUGUUUCCAGCCAUGCGGGUAAAGAUCGCAGGUCUCGACCCGCAUCAGCAGUACUACAUCGCCAUGGACAUCGUUCCCGUGGACAACAAGAGAUACAGGUAUGUGUACCACAGCUCCAAGUGGAUGGUGGCGGGAAACGCGGACUCCCCCGUGCCCCCGCGGGUCUACAUCCACCCGGACUCUCUGGCCUCAGGAGACACGUGGAUGAGGCAGGUGGUCAGCUUUGACAAGCUCAAGCUCACCAACAACGAGCUGGACGACCAGGGACACAUCAUCCUGCACUCCAUGCACAAGUACCAGCCUCGGGUCCACGUCAUCAGGAAGGACUUCAGCAGCGAACUGUCUCCAAACAAGCCGGUGCCGAGCGGAGAAGGAGUUAAGACCUUCAGCUUCCCGGAGACGGUCUUCACCACCGUCACUGCCUACCAGAACCAGCAGAUUACAAGACUAAAGAUCGACCGGAACCCGUUUGCCAAAGGAUUCCGGGACUCAGGCAGAAACAGGACCGGCCUGGAGGCCAUCAUGGAGACGUACGCCUUCUGGAGACCUCCAGUGAGGACCCUCACGUUUGAAGAUUUCACCAGCAUGCAGAAACAGCAAAGUGGCAGCACAGGCACGUCCCCCACCACUUCCAGCACAGGAACCCCUUCUCCUUCAGGUGCAGCACACCUCCUGUCCCCUUCCUGCUCUCCCCCAGCCUUCCACCUGGCUCCAAACACCUUCAAUGUGGGCUGCAGAGAAAAUCAACUGUGUAACCUGGGAUUGUCGGAGUACCCAGCUUGUGCGCGCAGCAACAUGGCGGCGCUGCAGGGAUACGGCGGCCUGGCUGACGGUUCCUAUGGACGCCUUCAAGCUGCGGGAGGCGGUGUGGCCUCCGCUCAGUCCUCUGAAUCCUUCCUUCCACAAAGGACUUCCUCCUUGAUUGCUGCUGGCAUGCAGGGCGGCACUCACCCCUCCCUGACCGGCAGUGGCACCAGUGGAAGCACCGGUGGCAAAAUGGAUGCCUAUAGCAGUCAGCUGAGCUCUUUCCCAACCUCUCAGCUUCAGUAUGUCAUGCAGGCAGGGGGCAGCUCCGGCUCCUCUUCAUCUUCAUCUUCUGGAUCGUCCUCUUCUUCCGCCCACAUGUUUGGUGGAAGCCACCACCAUGUUCAGCAGGGCUCUUACAACGCUUUCUCCCUCCACAACCCUUACAACCUGUAUGGUUACAACUUCCCCACCUCUCCUCGCCUGGCUGCCAGCCCAGAAAAGCCCCAGGGGGGGCUGCUUUGCUCCUCCUCUCCUGCAGGAGCUUUUGCUGAGCGCCAGUAUUUGUCCAAUGGAAACAUGGAUGCUAUGCACAUGAUUGGAAACACCCCCAGCAGUCAACAGGGCGGCAGCUCUUGUGAUGGUCGUCAGUAUAGCUCUUCUUCUCAAAUGUCCAUGCACAUGGUGUAGAAAGAAGUCCAAGGCUCGAGCUGCUUAAAGUCUUUAAGUUAAGAACACAUCUCCAGCAUCGAUGUGCUGAGAAACAAUCCAUCUGUAAGCAAACGGAACAGAGUUGUUAAACACCAAGCAAAAGCAACAACAUUUCCAGAAGGCAAAGACAGAACUCAGAUCAGCAACAGAACGGGAGAACGGAGGAGACGCACUCGGGUUUGGACGGGCUUUGAAGAUGUCAUGGUGCAAUAAUGGAAAGUGCUGAUUCAAGCCAAACGGUCUUCACUGUGAUUCACAUAUUUUCGCUUUACGCAGUACUUGGUUGAAAUACAUUGAAGGAUGUAUGAUUCCCUGCCACAGGUUUGGUUCCAUGUUCACCAAGGACACAAAGUACCAGAUCCUGAAGCACUGGGUCUUCUGCAGUCACUUUGCUGGGGGUAUUUUUUUUAAAAGCUCCAGCUGACAUGAACACUAAACAACCAAUAAAUGCCAUAGUCACAGGCACCCACAUGGAGGUUGAGCCGUACAGCUGCUGCGGGGGAUCGUGGAGGAUCUAAAGAGGAGCGAAGUUGUGCAGGUUUGUCUGGUAGUUCCCUUGUUGCUGGAGCGGCCUCCUUCAGGGACGCCAUUAAAGUGGAACGUGUAAUUGUUGCGUGUGUGAUAAAUGAGUCACGAAGUCUUUGUAAAGUUGAUACAGGUUAUGGCGUGCAGGUGAGGUGGUCGUACGGUUGUUAAGUAAGAUGCACAUACUGGCUCCUCCCUGCAUGCAGGUGAUACGUAAGGACAUUGAUAAGAUGCCCAGUGCCCACAAUAAAUAUGCUAUCUGGUCUAAUUUCCUCAUUUUAGACUGUGUGCACAGAGUACACUAGCGCUAACUGGCCCCUAUGCUUCCUUAACCUUACAUGUUGCUUAGGUUUUUGCAACCAUCUGCAGUAUGCCUGUAGGUAACAAAAUGUGCAUGAACGUUUUCGCCAUACGGGCUUAGCGAGUGGUCCACCAUCUCAAAAUUUUGUGCGGACGCCCCGCCCUGCCCACAUGCCCCGUACUGAUGUUUUGCCCGCAGACAGCUUGUAUCCACCUGUAAGGGCAGUUGUGACUAAGGCAUAAGACUGGACAAGACCUCCUCCGUCGGUUUUUCUUAUGGACUGGACUAGUUUCACUAUUUUUGAGUGAAUUACAAUUACUAUAACUUAAACAUAUAAAUAUAUAUAUAUAUUUUUGCCAGCCACUUUAUUGUGUAUACACCUACACGAGAUUACUACAUUGUACUAGUGCAAUCCACCACAGCAGUAUAUACAGACAACCAUUUAUGUACUCUUAAAAAGUUGAAAGAAAUUUAUUGAGACAAUCUUAGCCUAUUAGAAUAGACUGUUCUGGAUUGUUAUAGAUAAUGUGGCCAGUAAAAACACUCACACAUGUAUAUGGAUAUGCAUAUAUGUGUCAGAAUGAAACCAUAAGCUUAACGUUUGUUGUUGUGUGUAACAUUACAAAAUAAGCCAUUGCAAAAAUGUUUAAAGUAUGUUGUGGUGUGUAUUGCAGGUGUGUGUAUUUAAGAAAUGAACAAUGUAAAAUUUUACCACCUGGUCUGUCAUUAAAACUUGUGAAAAGAAAAAA